Molecule: messenger RNA, 3591 nt
Organism: Gracilinanus agilis (Agile Gracile Mouse Opossum)
Lineage: Eukaryota; Metazoa; Chordata; Mammalia; Didelphimorphia; Didelphidae
Product: histone-lysine N-methyltransferase 2D-like
Exons: 11
Biological process (GO): positive regulation of transcription by RNA polymerase II
Cellular component (GO): MLL3/4 complex
Molecular function (GO): histone binding; transcription coactivator activity; histone H3K4 methyltransferase activity
Source: RefSeq, a predicted model, not a curated record
CCCGGCGGCGUGGCACUGAGUGGCCAGCCCGGCGGCCCCUUCCUCAACCCGGCGCUCAGCCAGCAGCAGCAGCAGCAGCAGCAGCAGCAGCACGCGGCCGGGGCGGGGGCCCUAGCGGGCCCCUCGGGCGGCUUCUUCCCCGGGAACCUGGCCCUGCGGGGCCUGGGGGCCGACGCGAGGCUUUUACAGGAGCGGCAGCUGCAGCUGCAGCAGCAGCGCCUGCAGCUGACUCAGAAGCUGCAGCAGCAGCAGCAGCACCUCCUGGGCCAGGUGGCUCUGCAGCAGCAGCAGCAGCAGCAGCAGCAGCAGGGCCUGGGGGCCAAGCCGCAGGGCCUGCUGCCCCCCGGCAGCCACCAGGGCCUCCUGGUCCAGCAGCUGUCUCCCCAGGGCCCCCCCGGGCCCUCGGGCAUGCUGGGCCCUGCCCAGGUGGCGGUGAUGCAGCAGCAGCAGCAGCAGCAGCAGCAGGUGCACCCUGGAGGUCUGGGCCCCCAAGGCCCCCACAGGCAGGUGCUCCUGGCCCAGCCCCGCAUGCUGGGCUCCCCUCAGCUGGCCCAGCAAGCACAAGGCCUGAUGGCCCACCGCCUGGUCAUGGCGCAGCAGCAGCAGCAGCAGCAGCAGCAGCAGCAGCAGCAGCAGCCCCCGCCGCCUCUGGCGGGUCUCUCCCACCUCCAGCAGGGGCUGAUGCCUUCUGGCGGGCAGCUGAAGCUGGGCACGCAGGCCCUGGGGACGCCACAGCCGCCACAGCCGCCGCUGGGACUCCUGAAUCAGGGCCGAACUCUAUUGCCUCCCCAGCAGCCGCCGCCGCCGCCGUUGCUGCCCCCCGCAGCCGGCUCUCAGCCGCCACCGCCGCCGCAGGGGGCCCUGGGGCCCGGCCUACCUGCCAAACCCCUCCAGCACUUUCCCAGCCACGGAGCCUUGGGCCCGGCCCUCUUGCUGAGCCAGGGGCUGCCCGCGGGCCUAGCAGGCAAGGAGCAAGCCGGGGCAGAGCCGGUGCUGGUGGCCGAGGGGGCCGAAGCCUCUUCCGUCCACCUGGGAGGACCGCUGGCGUUGGCUGCCCCGGCAGAACCCCUGCCCCCGGAGCCGGGGGAGGGGAAGCCCCCCCUCCCCGGGGACGCCCACCUCCUCGUGCCCCAGCCCCAGCCCCCUCCUCAGAUGAACUCCCUGCAGCUACAGGCCCCUCUGAGAGUCCCGGGGCAGCAGCCUCCGCAGCCGCAGGCUGGCUCACUCCAUCCGGCCGGCAGUGCCGGCCACGGGCCCGUGGCUGGCGGACAACCCCCCGAAGGGACUUCGAUGCCUCACCUGUUGGCGCAGCCCCCCGGCCCCGUGGGGGAGCGAGCCCUGAAGGGGAGCCCCAGGCCGCAGCCGCCCAAGGCCGGCCCCCCGCCCCCCGCGGGGCAUCCGGGGAUGCCCACGGUGGGACAGCUCCGGGCCCAGCUGCAGGGCGUCCUGGCCAAGAACCCGCAGCUCCGGCACCUGAGUCCCCAGCAGCAGCAGCAGCUGCAGGCCCUUCUCGUGCAGAGGCAGCUGCAGCAGGGCCAGGUGCUCCGGCCCACGGCGCCCUGCGUGGAGCCCGGGACGCAGCCUUCUUCCUUGCAGGGCCUCCUGGGCCGCCAGCCCCACCCGGGGGGCUUCCCAGGAGCGCCAUCGGGGCCCCUGCAGGAGCUGGGGGCGGCGCCCCGGCCCCAGGGCCCCUCCCGCCUCUCUGCCCCCCAGGGAGCCGUCGCAUCGGGGCCGGGCCUCGGCCUCGCACAGCCCCCUCCUCUGCCAUCCAGCCCCCAAGAGCCAAAGAGACCUUCCCCGCGACUGCUGCCCCCCAGCCCUCAGCUUCCCGCCGAGGCCCAGCUCCCCCCUGCACAGACGGAGACCCCCAAACCCCACGAAUCCUCCUUGGAGUUACCUUCAGGAGACGUUGUGCCCCCCUCCCCGGCGGCCCCCCAGCUCCCGGAGGCUUUCUUUGCCAAGGGGCCCGGCCCCUGGGAAGCCCCGGACGGCCUGGCCGAGGCCCGCAAGCCCGAGCAGAACAACCCGGGGCCUGGAGAGAUGGAGCGGGUGAACGGGCAGGAGCUGCAAGAGCCGCCCCGACUCAUGAUCAAGCAGGAGCCCCGUGAGGAGCCGUGCGCCCUGGGCGCCCAGAUGGUCAAGCGAGAGGCCAACGGAGAGCCUGCGGGCACCCCCGGGACCAGCAACCACCUCCUGCUGGCGGGCGGCCGAUCGGAGGCCGGCCACCUGCUCUUGCAGAAGCUGCUUCGGGCAAAGAACGUCCAGCUCGGGGCGGGCCACGGCCCCCCCGAGGGGCUGCGAGCCGAGAUCAAUGGGCACAUCGACAGCAAGCUGGCCGGCUUGGAGCAGAAGCUUCAGGGCACCCCCGUCUGCAAAGAGGAUGCUGCAGCCAAGAAACCGCUGACUCCCAAACCCAAGAGGGUGCAGAAGGCGGGCGACAGGGUAGCAAGCUCCCGAAAGAAGCUACGGAAGGAAGAUGGGGUGAAGGCCAACGAGGCCCUGCUAAAGCAGCUGAAGCAGGAGCUGUCCCUGCUGCCCCUCACUGAGCCCAGCAUCACCAACAACUUCAGCCUUUUCGCACCCUUUGGCAGCGGCUGCCUCAUCAACGGGCGGAGCCAGCUGAGGGGGGCCUUUGGGAGCGGGGCGCUGCCUACCGGCCCCGACUACUAUUCGCAGCUUCUAACCAAGAAUAACCUGAGUAACCCACCGACGCCACCGUCCUCCCUGCCGCCCACCCCACCACCGUCAGUGCAGCAGAAGCUGGUGAACGGGGUCACUCCUUCUGAGGACCUGGGGGAGCAGCCUAAAGAUGCCGCCCCGGCCCGAGAGGCUGACGGGGGGCCCCGCGAUGCCCCCGAAGUGAAGAGCUUGGAUCUGCUGGCGGCGCUUCCCACGCCUCCUCACAACCAGACCGAGGAUGUCAGGAUGGAGAGUGACGAGGAGAGCGACUCCCCGGAUAGCAUCGUCCCGGCCUCUUCGCCCGAGAGCAUCCUGGGGGAGGAGGCGCCUCGGUUUCCCCAGCUGGUGUCGAGCCAGCAGGAGCAGGACGACAGGGCCCUGUCCCCAGUCAUCCCCAUCAUCCCCCGGGCCAGCAUCCCAGUCUUCCCAGAUCCCAAGCCCUAUGGAGCUCUGGAGCUCGAGCCGGCAGGAAAGCUGUCCGCCGCUGCCUGGGAGAAGGGCAAAGGGAGUGAGGUGUCCGUCAUGCUGACCGUCUCUGCCGCUGCCGCCAAGAAUCUGAACGGCGUCAUGGUGGCUGUGGCCGAGCUGUUGAGCAUGAAGAUUCCCAGCUCCUAUGAGGUGCUGUUCCCAGAGAGCCCUGCCCGGGCUGGGGGCACCGAGCCCAAGAAGGGGGAAGCAGAGGGGCCCGGUGGGAAAGAGAAGAGCCUCACAGGAAAGGCCGCAGAGGGGGGCAGCGACUGGCUGAAACAGUUGGAUGCGGUGCUGCCCGGCUACACCCUCAAGAGCCAGCUGGACAUCCUGAGCCUCCUUAAGCAGGAAAGCCCUGCCCCGGAGCCACCCGCCCAGCACUGCUACACCCACAACGUCUCCAACCUGGAUGUCCGACAGCUCUCGGCCCCACCCCCCGAGGAG